AUGCCACACAAAGUUACCAACGACUCCAAUUCCACCCUCGCCAGCCGCGGGAGCAGCAAUGGCGACCAAGUCAUAGCCACUGAAGUUCGAGACGCGCCGUCAGCCGCCAAUCCCGUUCGCAAACCUCCCGUCAUCGUCCACAACAAGGGCGGCCAGAUCUACGACGAGACUCGGCCGUCCGACUGGGACAAACAACGCUGGAAGUAA
Molecule: messenger RNA, 207 nt
Organism: Penicillium macrosclerotiorum
Lineage: Eukaryota; Fungi; Ascomycota; Eurotiomycetes; Eurotiales; Aspergillaceae
Exons: 2
Coding region: 1-207 (68 amino acids)
Source: RefSeq, a predicted model, not a curated record